GUUGAUAAUUUUAUGUUAUAAUUAGACUUGUUUUACAAUGGUCUGUGUAGUGUUGAUAAUUGUGUGUUAUAAUUAGACUGUGGUUUUACAAUUGAUUGUCAUUUGUGUAGUGUUGAUAAUCAUGUGUUAUAGUUAGGCUGUGAUUUUACAAUGGACUGUAGUGUUGAUAAUCAUGUGUUAUAGUUAGGCUGUGGUUUUACAAUGGACUAGUGUUGAUAACCAUGUGGUUGUACAGUGUUAUUACAUGUUACAAUGAAUAUGUAAAUUGUAGUGUUAUCAUUAUAAUACAACUAUAUUACAAUGCACUGUAUAGUGUUAAUUAUACAAGUUACAAUGUACUGUCCAGUGUUAAUUAAUGUGGUUUGUAACUACAGGUGAUUCCCGGAGGAAGAUAAUCGUGUACAGUACUUUUGAUAAUGGUGUUUUGUACAUGUAGCUAGAGGUGAUUCCUUGAGGAAGAUAAAUAUACAUGUAUGUGUACAGUACUGUGAUAACGGUGUUUUGUACAUGUAGCUUGAGGUGAUUGCCGGAGGAAGAUAUAACUGUAAACGUGUACAGUGUACAGUACUUUGAUAACUGUGUUUUGUACAUGUAGCUUGAGGUGAUUCCCAAAGGAAGAUAACUGUGUUUUGUACAUGUAGCUUGAGGUGAUUCCCGGAGGAAGAUAAACGUGUACAGUGUACCGUACUUUGAUACGGGUGUUUUAUACAUGUAGCUAGACUGUGUGCUCGUGUUGUGAUGGACUAUAUGGUGGUUGAGACUGUGAGGCGGUCGCACCGCGGUGGUCGUCGCCAUCGACAACACAAUUACGACUAUGUUACUGUACUUUCAGAUGGGGAAGAGAGUCAGCCGCUGCCCACAUGGAAGACGUACCUGUACACACUACAGCAGGAAGCGCCUCAGCCUAGAAGGAUUAUUUGCCAAAGAGAGGUUCUGUACAAACCACAUUUCUAUGGCAAAGAGUUUCACGGGAACAUAAGUCGUGAGGAGACGGAUCAGCUAUUGAGUGAGGGAGACGGGUGUUAUCUCGUCCGCAAGAGUGAACGGGCGCCAGACGCAUUUACACUGGCCAUCAGAUUCAAUGGAGAAACAAAGAACUUCAAGUUGUAUUACGAGGGAAAGCACUUCGUGGGCGAGAAGCGUUUCGACACGGUACACGAUCUCGUCGCGGACGGGCUCAUCCACUUCUACAUUGAGCUGCGCGCAGCCGACUACAUCUCAUCGCUGUCGAAUGAGUCGAACUACGAGGAGUCCCCGUACCUCGCCUACAACUACAAGUCCAAGUACCGCACGAAGAGCCGAGCUGCCCGCCGCAUCGACCUCACCGACGGGCAGGACGCUGACAGGCUCCAAGUGGACACACCGGAGUGUGUUCCAGAGGAUGAAGAGGACCUUGAUGAUGAUGACUUGCCACCAGACUGGAAGGACACAGAGAAAGCUCACUGUUUUAAACUUCAGAAUUUUAUGGGUCUUCACUGGUGUGACUUCUGUGCUAACUUCAUGUGGGGGUUAAUUGCUCAAGGUGUCAAAUGUCAAGACUGUGGGUUUGAAGCUCACAAGAAGUGUUCCGAGAAGGUUCCGAAUGACUGCAUGCCCGACAUGCGGUACGUGAAGCGUAUCUAUGGUGCUGACCUCACCACGGUGGUCAAGGCUCAGAAGACAGGAAUACCCCACGUCGUGGAGAAGUGUAUCAAGGAAAUAGAAAGCAGAGGCAUGAGCUCUGAAGGAUUGUAUCGCAUAGCAGGUUUCCAUGAUGAUGUUGAAUCAAUCAGAAUGUCAUUUGAUAAAGAUGUUGAUAAUGCAGAUAUCAGUGCAAACAAAUAUGACGAUAUCAACACAAUCACGAGUGCACUGAAGUUAUACUUCCGACUGCUUCCCAUUCCACUGGUUUCAUUUGAUGUCUACAAGCUGCUGCUUGAUGCUAUAAAGCGUGACGAUCUUGAAACCCCUCAGAAAGUGAAGCUCGUAAAAGACAUCUGUAGCAAGAUGGCACCUGCUCAUUACCAAACAUUGAAGUACCUUCUGUGUCACCUGGUUAGGGUUGCAGAGAACAAAGAGAAGACGAUGAUGAGUGCGGAGAACCUGGCGAUCGUGUUCGCGCCCACGCUGAUGCGGCCGCUCGAGACCGACCCCAUGAUCAGCCUGCUUGCCGCCAAGUUCGAACAGAAAGUCAUCGAGCUCAUGCUGCUCAACUACAAGGAACUGUUUUCAAAGUGACACUGCUACAUGGGACAGCAGUAAACAGACACUUCGUAAGGACAAACUGGAUCCUUGUGAAUAACAGACAACAUCCUUGUAAAUCACUGUGAAUAACAGACAUUAGCUUUGUCAAUAACAGUGUCCUUAUGAAUAACAGACUGUUUGUUAUUCAUAGAGAUACUGUUAUUUACAGACAGGAUCCUUGCAGUUAGCAGAAGACAUCUUUGUAAAUCGGUGAAUAACAGACAGUAUCUUUGAGAAUAACAGUAUCCUUAUGAAUAACAGACAGGAUCCUUGCAAAUAACAGACAUCAUUAUAAAUCACAGUGAAUAACAGACGGUAGCUUUGUGAAUAACACUAUCCUUAUUUAUAACAGAUAGGAUCUUUGCAAAUAACAAGAUCCUAGGGAAUAACACGACAUCCUUGUAAAUAACAGAUGGUAUUUUUGUGAAUAACAGUAUCCUUAUGAUUAACACACAGGAUCAUUCCAAAUAAUAGACAAGAUCCUUGCGAAUAACAGAUAAUAUCCUUGUAAAUCACAGUGGAUCCUAAUGAAUAGCAGAAAAUAUUAUGAAUAACUGGUGUUAUCUUUGUAACGUUCAAUAUUCUUGUUCAUUGUUAAUAACGAUCAGUAUCCUUGUGAAUAACACAAUAUCCAUGUGAAUAAAGAACAGUAUCCUUGUGUAUCACAGACAAUAUUUUUGUGAUUAACAGACAGGAUUCUUAUGAUGAUCAACAGUAUGCUUGUGAAUAACACAGUAUCCAUGUGAAUAACAGAAAGAAGUCUUUCGUCUGACUACAUUCUUGUAAAUAACUGACAAGAUGUUUGUGAAUUAUGGAGCAUAUUCUUGUCAAUAACAAGAUCCUUGUCAAUAACAGACCAUAUUCUUUUGAAUAACAAAUGGGAUCUAUGUGAAUAACACUGUAUCUUUGUGACUAACAUUCCGGAUCCAAUUGAAUAACAGACAAUUCUUACAAACAACAGAUAAGAUCCUUGCAAACAAUGGACAGUAUUCCUGUCGGUAAGGAGCAGGAUCCUUGUGAAUAAGAGUAUCUUUAGGAAUAGCAAGGGAUCUCCAUUAGUAACAGGAUCAUUAUGAACAACAGACAAGCUUCUUAUGAAAAACAGGAUCUUUGUGAGAACAAAAUGGAUUCUUGUCAGUAAUAAGAGGAUUCCUUGUGAGUAAUAGACAUGACCAUUAUGAGUGACAAUUUGGCCAACAGAUAAAUGGAGAAAGAUUUCAUAGUGGAUUAUGAUAAUCUAAACCUUAUGUGUGUUUCUGGGCCAGAUUGGCAUAUGGGGCCACAGAUAUUAACACUUUUAUGAGGGGCCACAUUUGUUAGGAUCUGUAUUUGGGGCCACGGUAUACUGAUGUGUUAACAUCCAUGUGUCGUUCAAUACCGCCACAAGAAAGGUUGUCAAAUACUGCAUUCCAUGUGUCUUGUUCACAGGUAGUUGUUAUCUGAAGUCUAACUGAAGCACUUUAGUGGAUUAGUGAGACGGAACCUCUCAGAUAAGGACACUCAAAUGCAAAUGUUUCUUCGGAGUCGCACCCAAUACAUAGAAUGCUACAUGUAACUACAAAUCUAAAAGUAUCGUUAUGAAAACAUUCAGGAUACUUGUGAAUAUUGAAGAUCUUUGGAAAUCACAAAAUAAUAUAGUCAUAUUUAUUCAUGGAUUAUCAUAUGUUAUGACAUUAAUAAAUCAAUGUGCUCGUUAAACCGAACAAACGUUUUGUCUACAUUUAAGACUGCUUAGUGUUAAUCAAGUCAGUGUGAUGCUCCUAACUAGCGGAGGAACAAAGGCCAGAAGAAAGGUAGUUAUUGAGACCAUAUGUAGGUGCAGUAGUGUUUCUGAAAGCUUAUGUAGGCCUAAUAUUGGGGGGGGGGGGGUGUAAAUGUCUUGUGUACAUGUCUAUUUAUUCACCAUGUUUAAUAUGAUAUCAUGUUUUGAUUGUAUUUAUUUUGACACUAGUGGGUGUUAAGAAGCAAAGAGAAAAUGCUUGUUUAAUGACACCCCAGCACUUGUUGACGAUAACACUUCAGAAACCUGUUUUAAAGGCUUUUUAGCGUAAGACUGUCAAAGGCCAUGAUUUUCUGUUGGUUUGACAUGCAGUAUGAAGUGUAACUGUGAACAUUCAGAACAUGAGGGGUGGGACAUAGCCAAGUGGUAAAGCAGUUGCUUGAUGUGCGGUCCGAUUGGGAUUGAUUCCCAUCGGUGGGCACAUUGGCCUAUUCCUAGUUCCAGCCAGUGCACCACAUUUGGUGUA
Messenger RNA from Gigantopelta aegis, 4469 nucleotides. Its product is annotated as N-chimaerin-like. Bases 739 to 2217 code for a protein of 492 amino acids. Gene Ontology annotation, molecular function: GTPase activator activity. The record is from RefSeq and is a predicted model, not a curated record. Gene Ontology annotation, biological process: signal transduction; regulation of GTPase activity. NCBI's taxonomy places the organism in Eukaryota, Metazoa, Mollusca, Gastropoda, Neomphalida, Peltospiridae. The transcript is spliced from 12 exons.